This is a messenger RNA of Rhinolophus ferrumequinum (greater horseshoe bat), 3255 nucleotides long. It is a transcript of the gene MAPK8IP2, whose product is annotated as mitogen-activated protein kinase 8 interacting protein 2. The transcript has 12 exons. Lineage: Eukaryota; Metazoa; Chordata; Mammalia; Chiroptera; Rhinolophidae. Gene Ontology annotation, molecular function: protein binding. Gene Ontology annotation, biological process: regulation of JNK cascade. The coding region runs from base 228 to 2678 and encodes 816 amino acids. Gene Ontology annotation, cellular component: cytoplasm. The record is from RefSeq and is a predicted model, not a curated record.
UGUCUCCUCCCUCCCGGAUCCUCCUCCCCUCCUCCGCUCCCCCUGCGGCGUCCCGCUCGCUGCCGCGGUGUCCUGCAGGGUGUCGAGGUGUGUCGGCGGGCGGGGUGUCGCAGGGCGUGUCACGAGGUGAACUGGGGAGGGCGGAGGACCGAGGGGGGAACGACGACGGACGCGGGGCCGAGGCUCUGCCCCUCCCCCGCCGAGCCGGCGGCCUCUCCCCGGAGAAGAUGGCGGACCGCGCGGAGAUGUUUUCUCUCUCCACCUUCCACUCGCUGUCGCCGCCGGGCUGCAGGCCUCCCCAGGACAUAAGUCUGGAAGAAUUUGAUGAUGAAGACCUGUCUGAGAUCACCGACGACUGUGGCCUGGGCCUCAGCUACGACUCGGACCACUGCGAGAAGGAUGGCCUCUCCCUGGGGCGCUCGGAGCAGCCGCAGCACAUCUGCUCCUUCCAGGAUGACCUCCAGGAGUUUGAGAUGAUCGAUGACAACGGAGAGGAGGAAGAGGAGGACGAGGAGGAUGACGAGGAAGAGGAAGGGGAGGACCAGCUGGGAGGAGGCCCUGGCUCCCAGACCCCUGCCCUGGAGCCCCUGAUCCCCUCCCCCUCCCUGGAGGAGCCCCACAAGCACCGGCCCACCACGCUCCACCUGACAGCACUGGGAGCCCAGGACUCCCUGAACAACAAUGGAGGCUUUGUCCCAAUGCCUCCAGCCUCUUGGCAGGAGACAGUGCUGUGUGUACCGCACCAGGAGCCCUUAAGAGAGCCACCCGCCCCCUUCCCACUGGCGGAUGCUGGCCCUGGCAGGGGCAGGGCCAGGGAGCAGUCGCCUGUGGGCCCAGGUUGCGACUGCGAAGGGAACAGGCCCACGGGACCCCCAGUGCCAGGUGGGGCCUCGCCCUCUUCCGACCCAGGCAUCGUAGCCGACCUGGGGAGUGGCUCCAGUGGGGGCCGCGGGGGCCAGUGCAGCAGCCAGGAGCUGUCCUCGCCAGGCUCGGACUCAGAGGACGUGGGGGCCGCGCGCCUGGGACGCAUGAUUUCAUCCAUCUCGGAGACGGAGCUGGAGCUUAGCAGCAGCAGCGGCCGCUCCUCGCACCUCACCAACUCCAUCGAGGAGGCCUCGUCUCCGGCCUCGGAGCCGGAGCCGGAGCCCGAGCCCGAGCCCGCGUGCGAGCCCCCGCGCCGUCCCGCCUUCCUGCCGGUGGGCCACGACGACACCAACAGCGAGUACGAGUCGGGCUCCGAGUCGGAGCCGGACGUCAGCGAGGACGCCGACUCGCCCUGGCUGCUAAGCAACCUCGUCAGCCGUAUGAUCUCCGAGGGCUCCUCGCCCAUCCGCUGCCCCGGCCAGUGCCUGUCUCCCUCGCAGCGUCCUCCUGGGGAGCUCGCGUCGCCGGCCGGUGGAGGCCCCGAUGCCAUGGGCCCGGGCGGCGUGGAGCUGGUGGACAUGGAGACGCUGUGCGGGCCUCCGCCCCCCGUGCCCCCCGCGCCCCGGCCGGGCCCCGCACAGCCUGGGCCCUGCCUCUUCCUCAGCAAUCCCACGCGCGACACCAUCACACCGCUGUGGGCCGCCCCGGGCCGUGCCGCCCGCCCCGGCCGCGCCUGCUCCGCCGCCUGCUCGGAGGAGGACGAAGAGGACGAGGAUGACGAGGACGCUGAGGACGAGGCAGGCCCCCGGGGGGGCAGGGGCGAGGGCCCCGCGGCCGCACUGGACGCCUCCCUGGUGUACGACGCGGUCAAGUACACGCUGGUGGUGGACGAGCACACGCAGCUGGAGCUGGUGAGCCUGCGGCGCUGCGCCGGCCUGGGCGACGACAGUGAGGACGACAGUGGUGGCGAGGCCAGCGAGGACGAGGCGGGGGCUGCACUGCUGGGUGGUGGUCAGGGCCUGGAGGGCGCCUCCCCGGACAGCCCCGACCUCACCUUCUCCAAGAAGUUCCUCAACGUCUUUGUCAACAGUACAUCUAGGUCCUCCAGCACUGAGUCCUUUGGCCUUUUUUCCUGCCUGGUCAACGGGGAGGAGCGAGAGCAGACCCAUCGGGCUGUCUUCAGGUUCAUCCCUCGGCAUCCUGAUGAGCUGGAGCUGGACGUGGAUGACCCGGUGCUGGUAGAGGCUGAGGGUGACGACCUCUGGUCCCGCGGCUUCAACAUGCGCACCGGCGAGCGUGGAGUCUUCCCCGCCUUCUACGCACACGCGGUGCCUGGCCCUGCCAAGGACCUGCUGGGGAGCAAGCGCGGCCCCUGCUGGGUGGAGCGUUUCGACGUGCAGUUCCUGGGCUCCGUGGAGGUGCCCUGUCACCAAGGCAAUGGUAUCCUGUGUGCAGCCAUGCAGAAGAUUGCCACUGCCCGGAAACUGACCGUCCACCUGCGUCCUCCUGCCUCCUGUGACCUCGAGAUUUCUCUGCGGGGGGUCAAGCUGAGUCUAAGUGGUGGACCCGAGUUCCAGCACUGCAGCCACUUCUUCCAGAUGAAGAAUAUCUCCUUCUGCGGCUGCCACCCCCGCAACAGCUGCUAUUUCGGCUUCAUCACUAAACACCCCCUGCUCAGCCGCUUUGCCUGCCACGUCUUUGUGUCCCAGGAGUCCAUGCGGCCCGUGGCCCAGAGUGUGGGCCGCGCCUUCCUGGAGUACUACCAGCAGCACCUGGAGUACGCCUGCCCCACAGAAGACAUCUACCUGGAGUAGCCGCCCACCACGCUCCCACUCUGGGUACAGCUGGGCCUGGGGUGUUUCAGGCCACGCGGCUUUGGCAAGGACUGGAUUGGGGGCACGUGGGACCUGCUGUCCAGGGCUCCUCCCUGCUCUGCAGGGGCUGCUUCCCUCUGAUCCUUCUCUGUGUCUGCCUGCCCCUCCAUGCCUGCAAACUCUGCCCUCUGCUCUUUACUUUGGGGUCAGAGCCGGGAGGGGGUGUGGGGGAAGGCCAGGCUCUAGGUGCCUGGUGACAUCAGGCUCCCAGGUGGCCCCCUCCCGCCCCUCGCCUGUGAUUUAAAAGGAUUUUAAUUUUUAUAGUGAAUCUCAAGGGGCCACCCCAUCCUUGGCCACAGGGACAGAGAGGGACCCCACAGUGCCCCUCACGGAGCCCAGGGGGUAGCAGCGAGGGGUUCCCCAGAGGGGCCUGUGGACACUAGUAGUCCCUGAAGCUCACCCCAAGCCCCAGACUUUGCUGGAGGAGGGCCCGCCCACACCCCCCACACCAGCGUCCGCUUUGCCGCUGCAAACUGCCCACAGUCCAGCACCUGAAUAAACUAUCUGCUUGGUGUGA